CCACCAUUCCUCUCCAUCACACCAAAUCAUCACAUAAAUCAUCUGCUCUGCAAAAAAAAUCGAAAGUCAAAAAUGAGUUCUUCAGGUUUCAAAUUUACCUUGCUUGUUCCUCUUAUGGUUGCUUGUCUCAUGGCAUCAUCAGCCAGAAAUUUCCACAAUGAUUUUGACAUAACAUGGGGAGAUGGCCGUGGUAAAAUCGUCAACAAUGGAGAGGUUCUCACUCUCUCCCUCGAUAAAGCUUCUGGUUCUGGUUUCCAAUCCAAGAACGAGUACCUAUUCGGCAAGAUUGAUAUGCAGCUCAAGCUUGUCCCUGGAAACUCCGCUGGCACAGUCACUGCUUACUAUCUAUCUUCGAAAGGAUCAACAUGGGAUGAAAUUGAUUUCGAGUUCCUUGGGAAUUUAAGUGCUGACCCUUACAUUCUUCACACAAAUGUGUUCAGUCAAGGAAAGGGUAACAGAGAACAACAAUUCUACCUCUGGUUUGACCCAACUGCAGAUUUCCAUACUUAUUCAAUCCUUUGGAAUCCCCAACGUAUAAUCUUCUCUGUUGACGGUACACCCAUUAGAGAGUUCAAAAACAUGGAAUCAUUGGGUGUCCCGUUUCCUAAGAACCAGCCGAUGAGACUUUACUCUAGUUUGUGGAAUGCUGAUGAUUGGGCCACAAGGGGUGGUUUGGUUAAGACCGACUGGACUCAAGCUCCUUUCACUGCCUCUUACAGGAACUUCAAUGCUGAUGCUUGUGUGUGGUCCAAUGGGGCUUCUUCGUGUAAAUCGAAUGCUUCGCCAUCUUCUGCAUCGACAAACAGCGCAUGGUUCUCUCAAGAAAUGGAUUCAGCUAAGCAACAAAGGUUGAAAUGGGUGCAAAAGAACUACAUGAUAUACAACUACUGCAAUGAUGCUAAGAGAUUUCCUCAAGGUCUACCUCCAGAGUGCAAUAUGUCUUAAAAGACUUAAAAGAGCCUAUUAGAUCAAAUUGUUUUAGAGAUUAAUAUUCAAUUAUAUUCUUUUAUUAAUUUUUCUUUAUUCAAAACCAGGUCAUGAUUCUUUUAUCUUUUGAAAUUUCCCAUCACUCUGUAUGUGAUAAGUGAUUAUGAAAAAGAUACGAAAAAUUAGAAGGAUUUUAAUGUCCUUUAAAGAGAA
Gossypium raimondii (Peruvian cotton) is the source of this 1140-nucleotide messenger RNA. Its product is annotated as xyloglucan endotransglucosylase/hydrolase protein 22. Gene Ontology annotation, biological process: cell wall biogenesis; xyloglucan metabolic process. NCBI's taxonomy places the organism in Eukaryota, Viridiplantae, Streptophyta, Magnoliopsida, Malvales, Malvaceae. Gene Ontology annotation, molecular function: xyloglucan:xyloglucosyl transferase activity; hydrolase activity, hydrolyzing O-glycosyl compounds. Gene Ontology annotation, cellular component: cell wall; apoplast. The coding region runs from base 73 to 945 and encodes 290 amino acids. The record is from RefSeq and is a predicted model, not a curated record. The transcript has 3 exons.